Molecule: messenger RNA, 841 nt
Organism: Phalaenopsis equestris
Lineage: Eukaryota; Viridiplantae; Streptophyta; Magnoliopsida; Asparagales; Orchidaceae
Exons: 6
Coding region: 1-678 (225 amino acids)
Molecular function (GO): ubiquitin protein ligase activity
Source: RefSeq, a predicted model, not a curated record
AUGGCGACUUGGCUGGCUGGGGAAGGCUCUCCAGCGGAGCUGAACGCCGACGGCUGGCCAAGGAGGAGCUCCGACGCAUCUAGCCGGCGAGAUCCGCCGCAGGGAAGGCUCUCUGGCAGAGUUAAACGCUUGAGAGAUUUGAAGUCGGGGAGGAUGAUUGGCAGUGCUGAGUUGCGUAGUGGUUUUUAUUUCCUCAACAAACCCUCUGAUUUGAAGUCGGGGAGGAUGAUUGACAGUGCUGAGUUGCAUAAUGUUUUCUAUCUCCUCAACAAACCCUCUGAAGCUCUCUCACACCGGGAAUGGAGAAAAGCUGUGAAUGAAGAAGUUGCUGCACUAAAAAAGAGUGGAACGUGGAUUGUGUCUAAUUUGCCCAAGGAUACGAAACCAGAUCUUUUAGCUCUUGAGGAGAAGAUGGGAUCAGUGAGCACUGCCCUACCAGAGGAGGUCCUUUCAAAGUGUCUGCAGGUAAGUACCUACAGAAUAAACAAGCUUCAUGUGCCAGGGAUUUCUGGCCAUGGUGAUGAUGAUUUCAAGUGCAGUGUUUGUCAGGAAGAAUAUAUGGUUGGGGAAGAAUUGGGGAGGCUUUCAUGCAAGCAUCAUUAUCACGUGACAUGCAUUCAACAAUGGCUUAGGUUGAAGAACUGGUGCCCCAUAUGUAAAGCUCCAGCUUUAUCUUAAGAAAGUCUGUUGGCUUGAUUCUUAUAUACAUUUGUUCAUGCAAAAAUCCUUGCUUUUUCAUAUUUGUGGUCUGUGAACAUGGUGUUCUCUAAUGCUGCACUGAAAAACAUUCUUGUAGGGACACUCGGCUCUUUGAUUUUGAAAGUAUUGAAGGGAGGAAUUG